AUAACUUGAAACCCCGUUGCAACUUGCUCCUCACUGGAAAGGUUCAUUUUACUUUUAACAGCAUGAGCGCAAUGGAUAUUACAGAAGAAGGCAAAACGCCAGCUGCCACCGACUCCACCUCAGUACUAUCUACUGCACAGAAUGUAUCGGGUUUGAACAUUUCAGUUCACCCAUUGGUUCUUUUGAACAUAUCUGAUCACUAUACGCGUAUAAAAGUUCAAAAUCCUGAACGAAAUGCUCAAGAGGCGGUCUUUGGCGCUGUGUUGGCAACUCAGUCUGGCAGAGAAAUCGACCUUGUAAAUUCGUUUGAACUUUUACAUGCUCGAGACGAAAACAACAAAGUCAUCAUCGAUAAGGAAUAUCUUACCAUGAAGCAGGAGCAAUUGAAGCAAGUUUUUCCGCAACUGGAUCUGAUGGGAUGGUACGCGUUGGGCACUAGCGCUACUGCUUCGGAUAUCCAAAUACAUACCCAAUUCUUCGAUAUUAAUGAAUCGCCACUGUUCUUACAAUUGGAUCCAAAUGCCAUGACGGGCGGACAUAAAGAACUUCCUCUGGGAAUCUAUGAGUCUUUGAUCGACAUCGUUGAUGGACAGGCGCAGGCAGUAUUUGUACGGGCACAAUAUAAAAUAUCAACAGGCGAAGCGGAACGAAUAGCAGUAGAUCAUGCAUCACGCCCAAGUAUAUCUGCAGACAAAAACGGCGCUGGAGGUUCAUUGAUAUCCAAUCUGACGACGCAACGGAAUGCCAUUGAGAUGUUACAAAUUCGAGUUAGAAUAUUACUAGAGUAUCUCAAGGACACCGAAGCUGGAAUGAUUCCUGUAGACCAUGAUAUUGAACGACAGAUAUCGAGUUUAUGCAAUCGUCUACCAGUUGUGAACAAUAAGGAUUUUAAUGCAGAGUUUUUGAAGGAGUAUAACGACGUUGUACUAACCUCUUACCUGGCUGCCAUCACUAAAGGGGUCAACAAUAUCAACGAGCUCAUUGACAAAGUUAAUUUUACACACAAUGCACCUGGUAGCUAUGUUGGGGGGAGAUCCUCGAGUGGUCGCAAGGGUAAAGCUCGAACAUUUGCAUAGAUGACCUGCAUUAGUGUUAAAUAAAUAAAUGAGCAUCUUGUUUGUUCAUGUUUCCAACGCAGAACAUAA
Messenger RNA from Umbelopsis ramanniana AG, 1145 nucleotides. RefSeq lists its product as uncharacterized. The transcript has 6 exons. Gene Ontology annotation, cellular component: COP9 signalosome. The record is from RefSeq and is a predicted model, not a curated record. The coding region runs from base 63 to 1076 and encodes 337 amino acids. Lineage: Eukaryota; Fungi; Mucoromycota; Umbelopsidomycetes; Umbelopsidales; Umbelopsidaceae. Gene Ontology annotation, biological process: protein deneddylation. Gene Ontology annotation, molecular function: metallopeptidase activity; protein binding.